Messenger RNA from Aspergillus saccharolyticus JOP 1030-1, 1368 nucleotides. Its product is annotated as SMP-30/gluconolactonase/LRE family protein. The transcript has 2 exons. The record is from RefSeq and is a predicted model, not a curated record. The coding region runs from base 98 to 1129 and encodes 343 amino acids. Lineage: Eukaryota; Fungi; Ascomycota; Eurotiomycetes; Eurotiales; Aspergillaceae.
CAUCUCUCCCCGCAGAGACUUAUAACCUGCGAUCCCCAACCACCACUUCCCUCUGCACACUGCACAGCACACUGCACAACUGGGGUCAAUCGACAAGAUGGCCCUCACUCUCCUCCCGUAUGCGUAUGCGGGCAACAUCUCCUCCGCCUUCCAAGUGUACGAUCCAGGCUUCCUCAACAUCACCGGGGCCCAUCCCACCAUCUCCAUCCUCCUCAGCAACACCACUGCCUUCGCCCACGAAGGCCCCGUCUACCUCCCCACCACCAACACCCUGUACAUGACCAGCAACAUCCUCACCGACCCGACCACCAACCAGACCACCAUCCAGAUCUCCAAGGUCGACCUGGACGCCCACCCGCUCACCGCGGAGAUCGUUCGUCCCUCCCCGCCCAUCCCCAACCCCAACGGCGGCAUCGCCUACGGGGAUGGGAUCCUGUACUGCGGCCUGGGCAACUUCACCGACCCCGCCGGGUUGUACGUGAUGUCUCUGGCCGCCGCCACCACCACCAACAACGAAUCCGCACAAGGAUCCUACGCAACCACCCCGCUGCUGACCAGCUUCUACUCGCGUCCCUUCAACUCCCCCAACGACGUCGUCGUGCACCCCACCGACGGGGGCAUCUACUUCACCGACCCGACGUACGGCUCCAUCCAGGGCCUGCGACCUGCCCCGCAGCUCCCGAAUCAGGUCUACCGGUUCGAUCCCGUCAGUGGCAAUGUGCGGGUCGUGGCCGAUGGGUUCGUCAAGCCGAAUGGACUGAGUUUCUCCCCCGAUGGACGGGUCUUGUAUGUGACCGAUACGGGGUAUGCGCUGGGCAAUGGGAGUUUCGAUCCGUUGAUGCCUGCUACGAUCUACGCUUAUGACGUAUCCCUCAUCCACAACCAACCCGCCCUCACUCACCGUCGCGUCUUCGUGAUGGCUGACAACGGGGUCCCCGAUGGCAUCAAGGUCGAUGCGCAGGGCAAUGUCUACGCCGGAUGCGGCGACGGGGUGAAUGUCUGGUCCAGUGGCGGGGUGCUGCUGGGUAAGAUCCUCGUGGAGGGCGGAGUGGCGAAUUUCGCGUUUGGGAGGACGGGGGAGAUGUUUUUGAUGGCGGAGGAGAGGAUCUAUCAUGUCAUGUUCAAUUGAGGGAUUCGAUUGGGGGUUGUCGGGGGGUUGCAUCACGAUAAUUAGUAUAGUAUAGUAUUGUGGAUUGGGGGGAGUACAUUCUGUGUACUCUGUAUGGUGGACAAGAGAAAGGGAAGGAAAAGGGGGUCAGCUGGAGCUGUAUUGAUCUAAUCUUUAUGUAUAUAUGGCUUAUCAUACGACAUACACAACGCACAAGCGGUACGGAAACACCCCUGCUGAUGUAGCACCAGUACAGCGAG